Plodia interpunctella (Indianmeal moth) is the source of this 1546-nucleotide messenger RNA. RefSeq lists its product as uncharacterized. The record is from RefSeq and is a predicted model, not a curated record. The coding region runs from base 167 to 1375 and encodes 402 amino acids. Gene Ontology annotation, biological process: regulation of transcription by RNA polymerase II. The transcript has 9 exons. Gene Ontology annotation, molecular function: DNA-binding transcription factor activity, RNA polymerase II-specific; sequence-specific DNA binding; zinc ion binding. Lineage: Eukaryota; Metazoa; Arthropoda; Insecta; Lepidoptera; Pyralidae. Gene Ontology annotation, cellular component: nucleus.
GACAGUUAGUGAUUGUCUGUCUGGUUGGUGAAUGUAUGUUUACAUUUAUUAAAACGAACGAUUUAUAAGACGAUUUUAAAUAAAUAUAACAUAAACUUAAUGAUUUAAAGAACGAAUACUCAAGAUAAUUUUUACUUUAACCUAUUCAUGAAAGUAUUGCAAAAAAAUGAAUAAAAUCUGUAGAAUAUGUUUAGAAGAAGGAGUGCUUUCAUCAAUAUUCACCAAAAACUUUAAUCUCACAUUAUGUGAAAUGAUAGAGUAUUCUUCCAAUAUUAAAAUAAGCAAAAAUGAUGGAUUACCAGAACAAAUGUGCAGUAAUUGUGUGUACAAACUUGGAAUUGCAUAUCAUUUCAAACAAACGUGUGAAAGAGCCGAUGUUCGGUUGCGCCAGUAUUUGGGAUUGCACACAAUAGAGAAAUUUACUGAUGUUGCUGUGAUGACUGAUCCUAUUAUGCCCAUUAGAACAACAAUUAUAAAAAAAUGUAAAUGCAUGAACCAAAGAAAACCUACCAGCAACUAUAGAAGGAAAGCAGAAUCUGAAAAACAAAAACGUGGGCCAAAGCCGAAGCCUAAACAAGAGCAUAACUGUUACCAAUGUAAUAAACAGUUCCGAUGCCAGGCACAGCUGGAAAUGCAUGUAAGGACACACACUGGGGACAAGCCUUUUGGAUGCAUGUACUGUACUCGUCGGUUCACACAAAAACACAAUUUGACUAUACAUUUACGCAUCCACACAGGAGAGAAGCCUUUUCAAUGUGAGGUUUGCAGUAAACGGUUUUCGGCUCAAGGCAAUCUUCAGGCGCAUCUCAAAAUACAUACAGGCCAGAGAGAUCAUAUAUGUUCGAUAUGCAACAAGUCAUUUAUAACGUCGAGCGAGCUGACACGUCACAUGGGGAAGCACAGAGGCGUCAAGAACUUUAAAUGCGAUGUGUGCGGCCUGGCCUACGUGCAGGCCAGGGAUCUCAAAAUACACAAGCAAAAGAAGCAUCAAGCCGCGGAGGAGAAUGUUAAAAAUCCUAAUGACGGAUUUAAUAAUGCCAACAUAGAUAUAAUUGGUAUAGAUGUGGGCAAAGAUGUCGCACCUGUGUUGCCAACUCCUGUGAAGGAUGCGAAUCACCAUAUUGAGCAUUUAAUAGAACCCAAACCACAUGAAAAUCCAUCUGAACAGAGUCAUAAUAUAUUAUCGUUUGAGCAUAGAGGGUUAAAGGAUAUUUAUCCUACUCACCACCCAUAUCCAAAGAAUGUUGCUGAUAGUCAUAAUUGUGCCAUUUGUGGAGAAGGCUUUGAAUACUUAACUGCUUUAGCACAGCAUCACCUUCAGUAUCAUAAGGGUUAUGAACCAUUACAUAGCAUGAAAAGCUACAGCGCCUUAUGAAUUGAACAAAGUGGGGUCAGCGACUGACAUUUAAUUUUACUGUAAAGGCCUACUUUGCCUUUAUUAGCGAUUUAUUUUUCUGCUUUACUAUCUCAGCAUUAAAUAGAUACUUGGUAGCAGUCAUGACAAUUAUGUGGAACUUCUAUGUCAUAAUAAAAAAAAUAUAGUUUC